Penicillium daleae is the source of this 2349-nucleotide messenger RNA. RefSeq lists its product as uncharacterized. Lineage: Eukaryota; Fungi; Ascomycota; Eurotiomycetes; Eurotiales; Aspergillaceae. Gene Ontology annotation, cellular component: mRNA capping enzyme complex. The transcript has 3 exons. The coding region runs from base 1 to 2349 and encodes 782 amino acids. Gene Ontology annotation, molecular function: polynucleotide 5'-phosphatase activity. The record is from RefSeq and is a predicted model, not a curated record. Gene Ontology annotation, biological process: polynucleotide 5' dephosphorylation; 7-methylguanosine mRNA capping.
AUGGAUUUGCGCACGAUCAUGAAUACCGACGGCGGCGCUGCCUCCAAGGCCCCGCAAGCCAGUCAAUCGUCUGGCGCGCCGUCGGAUCCAUCUCGUCAGCAGCAGCCCCAGCAGCAGCAGCAGUACGCAGAAUACUCGAGUCGUCCGUCGCAGCCCUUGCAACACGCCCAACACCCUCAGCACGCCUCGCCCGGGCGAUCCUCGUCCUUCGGCCCGGCCCAGUCGCCUUACCAGCAGUUCCCCCCAGGACCACCGCCGCCAUUGAAUACGGCAGUGCAGUCACAUCCAAGCCAAAGCCCUCAGCAAGUGUCGACUCCAUACGGUUCCGGGGCGCGUGAUCCAUACGGCACGUCAGCCUACAGUUCGCAUGCCCAAGCCUCCGCCGGCCCCUUGGCCUCGCCGUACACGCCGCAGCAGCCCAUGAGUGCAGGUCCUCAACACCCUGAGCCGCAGUCCUAUUUUGCGCAACAACGGUCAAACUCGCUGCAAUCUGUGAUGACGAACCCGCUUGGCGCGGGUGAAACCUUCCGCCCUGGAGAUAGUCCCCCGUCCGCCUCACAACCGCUUCCCUCACAUCAGUUCUCUCCAUCCACACAUCGUUCAGUUCCAGGGACUCCUUUGGGACCUCCUCCCGCCUUCUUCUCUCAUCAAUCGCCUUCCUCCACGCGUCCACGGUCAUCCGGUCGCGCCUCUCCCCGCCACAAUCCGUCUAGUCCCUACGCCGUGCAUGGCACGAAGCAGACACAAUCUCCCUCAGCUUCACGACAGAUAUCGCCCUCCUCUCGUCACUCCGAGUCGGCCCCUCACUUCCCUUCCGCCAGUGUAAAACAGGAGCCCCCCGAGAUUCCGAGUCCCCAGAUUGCCUCGCGACAAAAUAGCACGGCAACUGCGUCUGAUACCGCGGGUGCAGCUCCUCUCCGUUCCUCUGAGGACCGAAAGUGGAACGAGAGUCCCACAGCGGCAUUUCCAUCCGGCCCAGGGUCAGAUUCACGCGCCUCGCCUGUUGCCACUACACAUCCACAGAUUACCAGCUCCCCCUCGGCCUCAAGAAGCGGUUCGCAUCCGCUGAAAAUGGAGAUAGAUCAAGAACCGACGGACCGUACCGAGAGUCAACAGCCCAAACUCAAGAGGAGACGGUAUAAUGAACCUCCAAUCUAUGCUCAAAGAUCAGUUCGAACCAAAGGCAGAUGCCCCAUAAUUCCCAACCCGCAGUCGCCGAUUCCAAAACAUGCACGACGUACUGGCCAGGAUCCGUGGGCCUCGCGCAGGCACUCUCUAGCGUCGACUGCUGGGUCUGCAACAACGACGACAACACGCACUACUCGGACACCUGGGCCAGCGGUACCACCGCCCAGGACAAACGGCCCUCCUCCUCCUCCUGCUGCCGCUGCUGCUGCUGCUGUUGCUGCUGUUGCUGCAGCUCCUCGUGUGGAAGAACAAGGCUCACUUGGUCCCUGGGAGCCUUCAAUCACUGGAUUUAUCCCAUUUGAGGAAAUUACGAAGCAGCUGUGUGAUUUCCUCUUCCAGCAUGUGGUGGUGAGGACCGACGUUGCCGCCGGCGCGGCGGGUUCGGCUGCUGCAGGACAAGGUGCCAUCAUUGAAGUUGAAGCCAAGCUGGGUCAUCUCAUGGAUAUGGAUCGCAGAGAGAGGCUGGUCUUGCCCGUUCUCACGGAGAGCGUCAUCAAUCGAGAGUCCCGGUUGCGUACCUCAUUUGAGAGUAGCAUGACUGUGGAGCAACAUCGGGCCAUGAACAACUUUCUCAAUGAGCAAGUCAAAGCGUCCAUGGUCAACGAUUCAUCUCGGAUCCCAAUCUCGUACGCGCAUAAAAAGGAGCGCGAUACAUUCUACGAGGUCUCACCCCAGGAACUACCGCCCGUGAUCCGGCAAAAUCUCAACCCUCGCCACAAACCCAAAGUCCGUGUAACCACCGAUGUAAAGACUGGGGAAGUCAUUGCCAAGAUCGUCAAAUGUCGUGUUGCGGACAUCGACGUCUACAGUCCCCGCACAAACGUGGAUUGGCGUGUCUCUGUUAACCUCGAAAUGGAGUACGACGGCGAUAUCACCCACCUACCCGCGGUGGACGCCUCCAAAGGCGGCCGCGGGGAGCGCAACAAAGACCGCAUGAGCUACCGACACUUGGCCUACCAAAUCGACCUGACACAAGUGGCCACGGUCGAGGCGCCGACGAAAAAUGAUUUCGAGCACGAGCUGGAAGUUGAAGUCUCUGCUGCGGAAAUCCGACGUCAGGGCAAUCUUGCCAUGGCAGGCGAUCCGUCAAACCAGUAUGAGGAAUUGGUGAAGGGCUUUGUGGAUAAUAUUCGUAUACUGGCACGGGCCGUGCCGCCUUGA